AUGGACACGAUAACGAAGGAAAUCCAGAAGCAGCAUCCGUGGACUCUACUCUUUGCCGACGAUGUCAUGCUCGCGUCGGAGUCUCGAGAUGAUCUUCAGAAACAAGUGCAGUCUUGGAAGGAUCAGCUGCAGCAAUAUGGAUUGCGCCUCAACACAUCAAAAACUGAGUACAUGGAGUGCGGACCCAGGAUAGAGGAUGGUUCAAUUCGUGUUGAUGGCACCGAAUUAAACAAGGUGAACUGCUUCAAGUACCUUGGAUCCAAAGUGACUUCCACAGGCGACAUUGAUCAAGAGGGUCGAGCACGUGUUAAUGCUGCAUGGAUGAAAUGGAAAAUGGCAACAGGGGUACUAUGCGACAAGAAAGUCCCUGUUCGACUGAAGUCGAAGAUCUACAGGACGGUUGUGCGUCCUGUUGCCCUUUACGGAUGCGAGUGCUGGCCGACAACGAAAGCCUUGGAAAGAGUGCUGCACGCUAUGGAGAUGCGGAUGUUGAGGUGGACGAUAGGUGUAACGCUAAAAGAGAAAGUAUCCAACGACACUGUGCGCUCCAUCUUCGGUGUCGUCCCGAUAACUGAGAAGAUGGAGGCGCGCCUGAGAUGGUUUGGUCACGUAUUGCGGCGGGAGGAAGAUUCUGUUGCCAAAACCGCUCUGAAGCCCGACGUUUCAGGAGUGAGGCCGCGCGGGAGGCCAAAGAUUCGCUGGUUAGACCGUCGUCGUGUGAAGCUGGAUAUGAUAGAUGCACGUUUGUGUACGGCUGAUGCAAUGGAUAGAACCAAAUGGAAGACAAGAAGCAGAAAAGCGGACCCUGCAACAACGCGGGACAAACGCUAG
Molecule: messenger RNA, 831 nt
Organism: Necator americanus (New World hookworm)
Lineage: Eukaryota; Metazoa; Nematoda; Chromadorea; Rhabditida; Ancylostomatidae
Exons: 1
Coding region: 1-831 (276 amino acids)
Source: RefSeq, a predicted model, not a curated record